Messenger RNA from Salvelinus fontinalis (brook trout), 1236 nucleotides. Its product is annotated as splicing factor U2AF 35 kDa subunit-like. Gene Ontology annotation, biological process: mRNA splicing, via spliceosome. The record is from RefSeq and is a predicted model, not a curated record. NCBI's taxonomy places the organism in Eukaryota, Metazoa, Chordata, Actinopteri, Salmoniformes, Salmonidae. Gene Ontology annotation, molecular function: metal ion binding; pre-mRNA 3'-splice site binding. The coding region runs from base 528 to 1049 and encodes 173 amino acids. Gene Ontology annotation, cellular component: U2AF complex; spliceosomal complex. The transcript is spliced from 7 exons.
UGGAAAUAUGUAGCAUACUUGAUGACAGUAGCUUAAGCAAGGGGCUAUAGCAGCACACAGGUAGACUACAAAUGCAUGCUGGGCUGGGCAUGCCCUGAGCUCGGGAAGUGAGCGCUAUUGGAAUCGGGUGAGAAGGCUGACGCUCCAGCCUUUGGAAACUCGCUGCACACUCAAGUCAAAUUGGGCUCGCUCCGUUCACAUUCUGUCCUCUACCCCAACUUCUCUGAAAUACAGCCCAUAGAUUCAAAAGCGAGAUUCAACUCCUAAGUCAGUAAACACAGUGUAUUUACGUCAAUAUUCAGGGACCUAGACUCAUUUGGCGAUUUACACAAAUUGAAUGAUUUAUCUCUUGUAUUCUUGUCAUCCCCGGCAGACCAUCUUGAUUCAAAACAUCUACCGUAACCCCCAAAACAGUGCACAGACGGCCGACGCCUCUCGCUACCAUUGCCCUCUUGAACAUUUACCGUAACCCUCAAAACACUGCCCAGUCUGCCGAUGGUAUACGCUGUGCCGUCAGCGACGUGGAGAUGCAAGAACACUACGACGAGUUCUUUGAGGAAGUCUUCACAGAGAUGGAGGAGAAGUACGGAGAGGUGGAGGAGAUGAACGUGUGUGACAACCUCGGAGACCACCUGGUCGGCAACGUCUAUGUGAAGUUCCGUCGGGAAGAGGAUGCGGAGAAAGCGGUGAUGGACCUGAACAACCGCUGGUUCAACGGUCAGCCUGUCCACUCAGAGCUCUCCCCCGUCACUGACUUCAGGGAAGCCUGCUGUCGGCAGUAUGAGAUGGGAGAGUGCACCAGAGGAGGCUUCUGUAACUUCAUGCACCUGAAACCCAUCUCCAGGGAACUUCGCCGGGACCUGUAUGGACGCCGCAGAAAAGGCAAAGGAGGAGGCGGAGGAGGAGGAGGACACCGCUCUCGCUCGCGAUCCCGGGAAAGGCGUUCUCGCUCCCGAGACCGUGGCCGUGGUGGCGAAGGCGGAAGAGGUGGUGGACGGGACCGCGAGAAACGGAGGUCCAGGGACCGGGAACGUUCUGGAAGGUUUUAAGAUGAGCCACAACCUAAUUAUCCCCCUCUUCCACCCCCUUGUCCCCCUCCUCCUACCUCUCUCUCCCGUGAUGAAAAAUGUGUGUAACAUGUUGGAAUCGUCGUUAAUUUCAUUUCUUUUAUCCCUUUUUUUAAAGACACAAAUACAAGCUUCCGUUGCUUUCUCAAUAAAACAGACUUUGUAGUGA